Ascoidea rubescens DSM 1968 is the source of this 1329-nucleotide messenger RNA. It is a transcript of the gene TSR4, whose product is annotated as small subunit rRNA maturation protein TSR4. Gene Ontology annotation, biological process: maturation of SSU-rRNA. The transcript has 2 exons. The record is from RefSeq and is a predicted model, not a curated record. Bases 1 to 1329 code for a protein of 442 amino acids. Gene Ontology annotation, cellular component: cytoplasm. Lineage: Eukaryota; Fungi; Ascomycota; Saccharomycetes; Ascoideales; Ascoideaceae.
AUGUCUCAGGAAAUAGAAAUCUAUGAAGAGAAUUAUUCUUCUGACGAUGCCAACAUUUUUCAAGAUAUCACCCCAAGAAAAUCCAAAGUCACUCUUGGUUUGAUUGACAUUCCUUUCUCUCAAACUGAUGAUAGACCAACCAUUGAGGAUUCUUUUGUUGGUGGCCACCCAAUUUGGUUAAAUGAUUCUCCCCCAAGUGACAACUUAUUGCUUUGCAAAAAUUGUUCAAACCCAAUGAAUCUAUUAUUACAGGCUUUUGCUCCUUUGGAAAACACAAGUUAUGAUAGAGUGAUUUACGUAUUUAUAUGCUUAAAAUCUUCUUGCAAAAGAAAGGUCAAUUCUGUUAAGGCAAUUAGAGGAAUUUGCAAAGAUCCAGUCAAAAUGAAAAAAAUUGAUGAUGAACUCUCAUUGGAUAAAAAAUCAGAUGAUUUAAGUGCACAAUUAUUCAAUACAAACAUUAAUACUAACAAUACCUCCAAUCCCUUUGCUUCAUCAAACCCAUUUUCUACCUCAAAUCCCUUUGUCUCUUCCACUGCAAAUCCUUUUGAUCCACAAGUAAAAGAAAACCUUGGUGCAAAUACUAAUCACAAAAUCACGAUUUCAAAUUCAUCAGAUAAAAUUAACAAGAAUUCCUGGUCCAACGUGGUAUCAAAAACAACAGAACUAAUCAAGCCCAAAAAAAUAGUCAAAUCCAAUAUCAUUUUGCCCUCAUUUCCUGGAUAUUUUAUUUAUAUUCAACGUGAAAUAUUCAAGAAAACGAAAAACGAUCAAUUAUUAAAAAACAUUCAUUAUGAUGAGAGUUUGUUAGAUAAUGAGAUUAACUCAAUUAAAAAUUCUGUCAGCAGAAUGAAUUUAAAUCAUAAAAAUAAUAAUAAAUAUAAAAAAAACAACAAAAACAAUAAUCAGAUUGAAAAUUUAAAAUCUGAAUCAGUUUCCAAAGCCUUGAAUGAUAAAAGCUUUCAAUUCUUUUUAGAAAUAACAGAACACAAUCCAAAUCAAAUUUUAAGGUAUGAUUUAAAUGGGAGUCCUCUCUUAUUCACCUCAAAUGACGCUGUUUAUAAGACUAUUUCAGAUGAUUUAAUUCCAAGACCCAGUUUUAAUUUAUCUUCAAAAAGGAGAUUUGAAUUACAAUUAAUGCCAAAAUUGAUUAUUGAUCUUGAGGCAAACUUAAAUAGCGAUCAAGUUAUUAUGAAUGGUAUGGAGUGGGGCUCAAUUUUUGUUUACAGUGACAUUGAGGACUAUAUUAAUGACCAUGAUUUGGAUGAGAACCAUACAGGUUAUAUAGAAGAAUGGUGUGGUGUGCAAUGGGAUGACGAAUUGCACCUAUAA